CCCAAAGACAAAGUCUGGAGCUGUUGCCCAAAGGAUUGGAAGCCAUUUAGUUCCCACUGCUACUUCACUUCGAAUGACUCAGCAUCUUGGAGAGAGAGUGAGGAGAAGUGCUCCAGCAUGGGUGCUCAUCUGAUGGUGAUCCACAGCCAGGAAGAGCAGGAUUUCAUCACCAAGAUCCUGGAUUCUCAAGCUGCUUAUUAUAUCGGGCUUUCGGAUCCAGGUCACCGACAGUGGCGAUGGAUUGAUCAGACACCAUACAAUGAAAGUGCCAUGUUCUGGCACCCGGGUGAGCCCAACUGUGGUGAUGAACAAUGUGUCACAAUAAAUUAUCGGAGUAGGGGUUGGGGCUGGAAUGACGUCCCUUGCAGUGGUCAACAGAAGUCAGUUUGCCAGAUGAAGAAAAUAUGGUUAUGAAUCAAGCAUUCUCCAUGGACAUGGAUUGAAUUUUUAUCCAGCAUUACACAGACACCUGGAAAGACCUUCUUGUGGAAGAGAUGACCAUAAAAAUUUAGGUAGGCAGCCAAUAGUUAUCCAUAUGAUAAUGCAGGUCCACAUACAUACUUAUUCAUUCAUUCUAUACCCUUUAUAUAAUGAGAAUUACCCAUAUACCAGAGACUCCACAGAAUCCCUUUGUGCAUAUGUAGUAGCACACCAGCUUCUCUGUCCAUCCUUAGAUUCCUAACACCUUAUUCGAUGAUAGAAUUGUAUGGUGUGGUCCUUCUAGCCAUUUUUCUCUUUCUUUGUUCCUCUGUCUUUGGAUUUAUUCGUGUGUAAUUGACAAAUAAAUUAUAUUUUCACGUUA
Peromyscus leucopus (white-footed mouse) is the source of this 802-nucleotide messenger RNA. Its product is annotated as C-type lectin domain family 4 member A-like. Lineage: Eukaryota; Metazoa; Chordata; Mammalia; Rodentia; Cricetidae. The record is from RefSeq and is a predicted model, not a curated record. The annotation marks the transcript as partial. The transcript has 3 exons.